AGGUUCCCCGCUUCCCUCUUCAGGACACUAAGCAGAGUCUGCGAGCUCUCCAGGAUCUGCGAACAGAGACACCAGCCGGUUAGCACUGCUCCUCCUGUUGGAAAGCUCCCGCGGCCCGGCCCCCCUCCCGGGCCAGAGCCUGUCUCCCCUCUGCGUCUGGCCCAAAGCCCCUUCCUCACACCCUGGGAAGCCAGGCUGAGGUCAUGGCUCCUGCUGCUGCUCUGCGGCUCACAGUCCGGAACCCGCUACGCGGUGAUGAGUAUGGUGCCAACAACAAGACCCAGGUCACUCUGAGCGCGGUAUUGUCACCACGGGGGGCCUACAACCUGUCUAGGCACCCCUGGGCCAGAAACCCUUGACGGGCUCGGCCCAGCACGCGGGCCCCCGAGCCCCACCUUGAGGUAGGCAGCCUCCGUCUCCGCAAUGGUCCGAUCGAACUCGUUCCGAGAGGCUAUCUUGCGAGCCAGGUUCUCGUUGACUCGGGCCAGCUUCUCCGUCAGCUGCCUCACCUCAUUCUGCAGCCGCUGCUUCUCCUCCUCUUCCUGCUGGAUCUGCCGGCACAACUCCUCCCGCUUCUGACACAGCUCUUCGAUGCCUAGGGUGGGCCGAGAGAGACAGGCGCGGUGGGCCCAGAGCAGAAUGGGGAGCACCGCCCCUCCAGCUCUGGAGCCCCCUGCUCUGGAGGAGAGAAGGCUAGUGGAUAGUGGAGGACCCGGGUGCCGGAUGGGCCACCUUUCGCCCGAGCCAGGCCAAUGUCCUGCGUCCGAGAAGUCUCAGAGUUAAGGAAAGCACCGCGCGAGGCUCGAGGCGCGAGGCCGGGAGGCCGUGCGUACUCAAGCCCAUCGUCCUCUGCUCACUCCACAGAUACCUAGCCCUCGGGGCGGGCCACAACGCGGCUGUGCACUGGGCAGGUCCGCACGGCGUCCGCGCCGCCCCGGCCCGCAAAGCCGCGCACGGACCGUACAACACGCUCGGCCGCGCGCUGCGGGCCAGCUACUGCCCGGGACCGCAGGCCGGCGAGCCCCACGCCCUCCCAGCCUGCCCGGCGGGCCCCACCGCUCGGCCGCUCACACUUGACCAGCUCGUUGUUGUAGUUCUGCAGCGCCGCGCCCUGCUGGGUCAUGGUCGCCGUCCGGGGUCCCGGCCGCUCCAACCGCCGUUACCACAUCCGGGCCCGCGCCUGCGCACUGCCUACAGACGGCGAGUCCACGGUGUACGUCACCGCCGCGCGCCUCUCGUUUGCGUCAUCGCCGCGCGCCGCGCCGGCGGCUCUAGGAGCUGGUGGGAGCAGAUGGCGGCGGCGGAAGCGGCGGCGCACAAUGACCCCGGACCUGCCCAAGAGCUGCUGGUGGCCUGGAAUACCGUGAGCACCGGACUGGUGCCGCCGGCCGCUCUGGGACUGGCAUCCUCCCGGACCAGCGGUGCGGUCCCUCCAAAGGAGGAGGAGCUUCGGGCGGCGGUGGAGGUUCUCAGGGGCCACGGUCUGCACUCGGUCCUGGAGGAGUGGUUCGCAGAGGUGCUGCAGAACGACCUGCAGGCUAACAUAUCUCUCGAGUUCUGGAAUGCCGUCUCCCAACGUGAGAACUGUGCAGACGAGCCCCAGUGCCUUCUGCUGCUCCUCGAUGCUUUUGGGCUCCUGGAGAGCCGCUUGGAUCCUUACCUGCGUAGUCUAGAGCUCCUGGAGAAAUGGACUCGCCUGGGCUUGCUUAUGGGCACCGGUGCUCAGGGGCUUCGGGAAAAGGUUCAUACCACGUUGCGGGGCGUCUUGUUCUUUUCCACUCCCAAAACUUUUCAGGAGAUGAUCCAGCGCCUCUAUGGGCGCUUUUUGAGAGUUUACAUGCAGAGUAAGAGAAGAGGAGAAGGAGGAACCGACCCCGAACUGGAGGGGGAAUUGGACAGCAGAUACGCCCGCCGCCGGUACUACCGCCUUCUGCAGAGCCCACUCUGUGCGGGAUGUGGCAGUGACAAGCAGCAGUGCUGGUGCCGCCAGGCGCUGGAGCAGUUCCACCAGCUCAGCCAAGUCCUACACAGGCUCAGUCUGCUGGAGCGGGUCAGCGCCGAGGCUGUGACUACCACGCUGCACCAAGUGACCCGAGAGAGGAUGGAGGACCGCUGCCGGGGCGAGUAUGAGCGCUCCUUCCUGCGUGAGUUCCACAAGUGGAUUGAGAGGGUGGUUGGCUGGCUGGGCAAGGUGUUCCUGCAGGACGGCCCCAGCAGGCCUGCGUCCCCAGAGGCUGGGAGCUCCCUGCGCCGGUGGCGCUGCCACGUGCAGAGGUUCUUCUAUCGCACCUACGCCAGCCUGCGCAUCGAGGAGCUCUUCAGCAUCAUCCGAGACUUCCCGGACUCCCGGCCGGCCGUGGAAGACCUCAAGUACUGCCUGGAGAGGACCGACCAGAGGCCGCAGCUUCUUGUGUCCCUCAAGGCUGCCCUGGAGACGCGACUCCUCCACCCAGGCGUGAAUACGUGUGACAUCAUCACCCUGUACAUUUCCGCCAUCAAGGCGCUGCGUGUGCUGGAUCCCUCCAUGGUUGUCUUGGAGGUGGCCUGUGAGCCCAUUCGCCGCUACCUGAGGACGCGGGAGGACACGGUGCGGCAGAUCGUGGCAGGGCUGACCGGGGACUCGGAUGGGACGGGGGACUUGGCUGUUGAGCUGUCCAAGACGGACCCGGCCAGCCUGGAGACCGGCCAGGACAGCGAGGAUGACUCCGGCGAGCCAGAGGACUGGGUUCCCGACCCUGUGGACGCGGAUCCAGGGAAGUCCAGCUCUAAGCGGCGCUCCUCGGACGUCAUCAGCCUGCUGGUCAGCAUCUACGGCAGCAAGGACCUCUUCAUCAACGAGUACCGCUCGCUGCUGGCCGACCGCCUGCUGCACCAAGAGAUCCGCAACGUGGAGCUGCUGAAGCUGCGCUUUGGCGAGGCCCCAAUGCAUUUCUGCGAGGUCAUGCUCAAGGAUAUGGCAGACUCGCGCCGCAUCAAUGCCAACAUCCGUGAGGAGGAUGAGAAGCGGCCCGCAGAGGAGCAGCCGCCGUUCGGGGUCUACGCCGUUAUCCUCUCCAGCGAGUUCUGGCCGCCCUUCAAGGAUGAGAAGCUGGAGGUUCCCGAGGACAUCAGGGAGGCCCUGGAGGUGUACUGCAGAAAGUACGAGAAGCUGAAGGCCAUGCGGACGCUCAGCUGGAAGCACACCUUGGGCCUAGUGACCAUGGAUGUGGAGCUGGCUGACCGUACCCUGUCCGUGGCGGUGACCCCUGUGCAGGCGGUGGUCCUGCUGUACUUCCAGGACCAAGCCAGCUGGGCGCUGGAGGAGCUGAGCAAGGUGGUGAAGAUGCCCGUGGCACUGCUGCGGCGGCGCGCAUCAGUGUGGCUACAGCAGGGCGUGCUGCGAGAGGAGCCGGCCGGCACCUUCUCGGUGGUGGAGGAGGAGCGGCCCCAGGACCGGGACAGCAUGGUGCUUGUCGACAGCGACGACGAGAGCGACUCGGGCAUGGCCUCGCAGGCCGACCAGAGGGAGGAGGAGCUGCUGCUCUUCUGGACGUACAUCCAGGCCAUGCUGACCAACCUGGAGAGCCUGUCGCUGGAGCGCAUCUACAGCAUGCUGCGCAUGUUCGUGGUCACCGGCCCCGCGCUGGCCGAGAUCGACCUGCAGGAGCUCCAGGGCUUCCUGCAGAGGAAGGUGCGCGACCAGCAGCUCGUCUACUCCGCCGGCGUCUACCGCCUGCCCAAGAGCUGCGGCUGAGCCGCCGCCAGUCCCCACCCAGCCCCCAGGACGACAGUAAAGCAGACGGUUCUUCCUCC
Molecule: messenger RNA, 3792 nt
Organism: Delphinapterus leucas (beluga whale)
Lineage: Eukaryota; Metazoa; Chordata; Mammalia; Artiodactyla; Monodontidae
Source: RefSeq, a predicted model, not a curated record